Messenger RNA from Anneissia japonica, 1494 nucleotides. RefSeq names its product protein PXR1-like. The transcript has 5 exons. Lineage: Eukaryota; Metazoa; Echinodermata; Crinoidea; Comatulida; Comatulidae. The record is from RefSeq and is a predicted model, not a curated record. Bases 18 to 896 code for a protein of 292 amino acids.
CUCCUUUUGCUUUUGUUAUGUUUUUUUCAGCGUAUAGAGGGCGUAGUAGACUAAAUUUUGUUUUCAGAGAGGGCUACAAAUACAGUAGUAUUAUACGUAACCACCUGGUCGGGGAAAUGUGGGGAAAGGAGGUUAAAUCUGCCAACAGUUGGGAGACUGCAAAUUUAGGGGAUGAAGCAAGACGCGAGAAGUUCCUCCGCCUCAUGGGAGCAAAGAAGAGUCAGGGAGCUGCACCUUCAUUGGGACCCACCAAACAUACAAGAACAGAUGAGCAGGAAAAGAAAAUGCAGUCAGACUUAGAAAGUCAAUUUCAACACAGUCUUGAUGCAAAGUUAGCUGGCAGGAGUAGAAGGCAUGUUGGAUUUGGUUUUCAGGAUGAAGAUGAAGAAGAAGCAGUAGAAAAAGAGAAGAAGGCCAAGGAACCGCAAGGAACACACAUACGCUUUGACUCGGAUGAUGAUAAUGAUGAUGAAGAUGAUGCUCAAACAGAAAAGAGUAAAGAACAGAAGAACAGAACUGAAGAAGAUAAGGUUGAGAAAGAAGAGUCUGAGAGUAAACGAAAGAAGAGGAAAAAACUAGAAAAGAGUCAAAAGCACCACGUUUCUAAAGUUCAAAGACAAGAAGAUGAAGAAAAGAAGAUCAGGACAGAAGAAGGGAGCAGUCCAGAAGAAGAGUCAGAGAGUGAAAGAAAGGAGAGAAGAAAAGUAGAAAAGAAUCAGAAACACUGCUCAAGUACAGAAGAAGCAACGAAAUCAGAGAAGAGGAAAAAGAAAAAAUAUGAUACUAUGUUGCAUGAAGAAGUUAAAAGAAAAAAAACAGAAGAUACUGGUAACCAGGAUUCUGACGAUUUAUCUGGUAGUUCGUCCAAAAAAAAGAAGCAUAAAAAGAAAAAAUGAAACAUUGGGUGUUGUAAUGCCAAGAGAUUAGAUAAAGUGGGACUACCUAAAAUUACUGCUGCCUUUGUAUCUCACAAUAAUUAAGACGGAAUAGUUCUGUUUCAGAACUAGUGCUUGUGUUGAUCUUUACACAUCAAUUGUCAGUACGUCUAUCAAGCUGAAACAGAGUGCGAAUUAAGUUUUAAAUACUAAAAUAUGUAUAUAUACAUAAGGUCCACCAGCUGCCUAAUCUGCAAAGGACAUCUAUCACAUGUAGAAUCCUACGUUCUUUAAUCCCAGGAAAAAUUACAUAAUUUGUUGUCUCAUAAAAAUGAGACAACAUGAGUGCAGAAAUUUGAGGCAACCAGGCUCUCAAUUUCAAAUUCCCCAGUAUUUUACAACACUUGCGAAGUCAUGUAACAUACAAUUUAUUUAAAUUAUUAUUAAAUGAUUUAUCCAAUGAAUGAAUUGCUGUUUAUCUGAAAACCUAUUUUAAAGAAAUUAUGGUAAUAAAAUUAGUGAAUUACAAUUCUAAAUAUGAACAACUAAUAGUAGGUAUGGCCAUGUGGGUAACGUAUAAAAUAAAAACACUUGUAAGCACUUUAUAGACCAACUUAAA